ACUUUUGAGACUAGCAAACUAGCAAACUAGCAACGAAAAUGCAGCGCGAAAGCACGGUGUGAAAAAGUAAAUAACAAGCGGUUAAGCGAGCUGCUGAAUCAAAUAAAUGUUAAAUAAAUACAUAAAUAGAGGUCCGGUGAGGCAAGUUGAAUAAUUCCGGCCGUGCGGAAAACGGGAAAGUCGAAAAUUCAACGCUUUCAGUUAGCAUCUCGUUUCCCCCGAUUCGCUCGUGUCUGUGUAUGCGUGUGGGUGCGUGAGUGUAAGUGUGUUUUUUUUUCCCUCAUUUGGUGUGUGUGUGUGCCUUUUUUUUUUUUGUACACUGCGCUCUUUUUGUGGCCAGACGGGCGGAAAAGGAGAAAAACCGAAGAGAGAGCUGCAGGAAAUAAAAAAAGAAAAUGUGAAAAGUUAAGCAGUUAAUUAAGCAGCACCAGUACGAAGUGGAAACAUAGGAAAAGGAGCAGCAUCAUUGGCAACAACAACAACAACGGCGGCAGCUGCAGCCAUCAACAACAACAACUACAGUCAUGUGCGGGUUAACUGCAUCGCAGCGGGCUUAAAAAAGCUGCAGGCCUAAAUAAUCGACCAAAAACAGAAAAACAACGGCGAACAUCAAAUAAAUCAAGAAUCCACAACAACAACAGCAGCCGCAGUACAGUUUUGUAAACAAAGCGUGGCGACGAUUAAUAUCAAAUCGCGCGCUUCCUCUCAGUGAUGUAAAUUGUAAAUGUAAAACAAAACAAAACGAAGAGAAGAGAAAAUAAGUGCUGAAGAAAUGCUUAAGCAAAAUGUUGAUAAUAGCGGUGGCCAAAAAUUACCAUAAAACCAAAACUUCACUAACUUGAGAAAAUCGAUAAGGUAUAUAGAAAAGAAAUCGAUAAAAUACAACAUAAAAUUGUACCCUCUCUGCCGGGGUAUAUAAAUCAACCAAAAAAUAAAAAACGCAGAAGAAAGCCAGAUCGCAAUAGCUUUUGCUUUCUUCUCAGAUUUCCCGCGUGCGUCUGUGUGUGUGUGUGUGUGUGUUUUGUUUUCAUUAGAGCACACACACACGCUCCCGUUGUGUGGGAGUGUGUGUAAUUGCAAUGCUAAACGGUAAAUAAACGGAAAGAGCAAUAACAACAACAACAGCAACAACAACAACAAGAGGAGAAGGAGAAACGUGUUUUUGUUUUGUUUGUUUCAUAAAUGUUUGACAUUUUACACUGCAACAAAUAAUGUAUCCAUAAUUCAUAAACGCAAAUAAACGGUAAAGCAAAUUCAACAAAAGACUUAAAACUUGUGUUCAUAAUCUUAAACAAAAACAACAAAAAGUAUUCGACCCAUAAAAAUAUAUACGACAAAAUAUAUAUAUUAUACAAAAUCACAUAAAUAUAAAUAUUAACUGGUACACACGAAAAAAAUUAAAUAAAAUAAAAUGCAAAAACAACGACACAAAGGAUAACGAAAAGAAUACAAAAUACACACAAAAAAGAAACUACUUAAUUUAUAGAAAACAAAAUCACAAGUUACCAAAAUCAGACGUAAAGAUACAUAAAAAAUACAAUUUCAACAAUCUAACCAAAUCGCAUGAACAAAUAACGCAAUAUAUAUAUACAUUUAUAUAUAUUUAUAUAAACACAAGUAUAUAUAUGUCAAGUACAUAUAGACUUAAAUAUAGGAGUAAACCAACCCAAGUAACGAUUCAUUAUUCAGCGCGAAACCAACAAACAUCAGCCCCAUGUAUAGAUUAGAGGAUACGAAUAGCGGCGGCGUUAUGGAUAAGAAUAAACAGAAACUAUCCGCCUAUGGGUCCGGCGGGGGCAGCGUCGCCGUCGACGCAGCUCAGGGCAGCGGAAGUGGGGGCGGAAGACAGCGCCACGCCCCCCUCUAUGGACGCUUCGUCGUCGAGGAGGACCUGCCUGCCACACACCGGGAUGUUAUGCACCAUCACUCUAGUCCCUCGUCUUCGUCGGAGGUGCGCGCCAUGCAGGCCCGUAUUCCCACCCACUUUCGGGACCCCUCCUUGGGACCUUUGCGCAAGCUGAGUGUCGAACUGAUAAAAACCUACAAGCACAUCAACGAGGUUUACUAUGCGAAAAAGAAACGCCGUGCCCAGCAGACGCAAGGAGACGACGACUCCUCCAACAAAAAGGAGCGAAAGCUGUAUAACGAUGGCUAUGACGACGAUAAUCACGACUAUAUAAUCAAGAAUGGCGAAAAGUUUUUGGAUCGCUACGAGAUAGACUCGCUGAUCGGCAAAGGCAGUUUUGGCCAGGUGGUGAAGGCUUACGACCACGAGGAGCAGUGCCACGUGGCGAUCAAGAUAAUUAAAAAUAAGAAACCGUUCCUAAACCAGGCACAGAUCGAGGUUAAGCUACUCGAGAUGAUGAACCGGGCGGAUGCCGAAAACAAAUACUACAUCGUUAAGCUCAAGCGGCACUUUAUGUGGCGCAAUCACCUGUGCCUGGUGUUCGAGCUGCUCUCAUACAACUUGUACGAUCUGCUGCGGAACACCAACUUCCGGGGCGUUUCGCUGAACCUCACGCGCAAGUUCGCCCAGCAGCUGUGCACCGCACUGCUCUUCCUCAGCACCCCCGAACUGAACAUUAUUCACUGUGAUUUGAAGCCUGAGAACAUCCUGCUGUGUAACCCGAAGCGUUCGGCGAUCAAGAUCGUUGACUUUGGCAGCUCCUGCCAGCUGGGACAGCGGAUCUACCACUACAUCCAGUCGCGCUUUUACCGCUCGCCGGAGGUGCUCCUGGGCAUCCAAUAUGACCUGGCCAUCGACAUGUGGUCUCUGGGCUGCAUCCUAGUCGAGAUGCACACCGGCGAGCCGCUCUUCUCCGGCUGCAACGAGGUUGAUCAGAUGAACAAGAUCGUCGAGGUGCUGGGCAUGCCGCCGAAAUAUCUACUCGACCAGGCGCACAAGACCCGCAAAUUCUUUGAUAAGAUCGUGGCCGAUGGCUCCUAUGUGCUUAAGAAGAAUCAGAAUGGUAGAAAGUACAAGCCGCCGGGAUCCCGCAAGCUGCACGACAUCCUCGGUGUGGAAACAGGCGGUCCGGGUGGCAGGCGUCUCGAUGAACCGGGUCACUCUGUCUCGGAUUAUCUAAAGUUCAAGGAUCUGAUACUGCGCAUGCUCGACUUUGACCCCAAGACACGGGUCACGCCCUACUAUGCCCUGCAGCACAAUUUCUUUAAGCGCACGGCCGAUGAGGCGACCAACACGAGCGGCGCAGGCGCCACAGCGAACGCAGGAGCCGGUGGCUCCGGAUCCAGCGGAGCAGGAGGAUCCAGUGGCGGAGGCGGUGGUGGCCUGGGAACGAGCAGCAGCAGUAGCGGUGCGGUCUCCUCAUCCAACGCAGCGGCACCGACGGCGGCGACAGCAGCGGCCACGGCCGCCGGAUCAUCCGGCUCGGGGUCGGGUGUCGGCGGCGGAUCCUCCGCAGCGCAGCAACAGCAGGCGAUGCCACUGCCCUUGCCCCUGCCGCUGCCACUGCCGUUGCCACCACUCGCGGGUCCUGGCGGUGCUUCAGAUGCCCAGUGUCACGGCCUGCUAAUGCAUUCGGCGGCGAUGAACAACUUCUCCGCUCUGAGCCUGCAGCCCACCGCCCAUCCGCCGCCAUCGCUGGCCAACAGCCAUCACAGCAGCAACAGUCUGGGCAGCCUGAAUCACAUCAGUCCCGGCAGCAGCAGCAAAAGUACGCUUCACAACCGCCUCUACGGCGGCAACAUGGUGGGCACGGUGGGUCACCACAACAGCAGCAGCAGCAGCAGCAACCACAACAGCAUCAGCUAUCCGCACGCCAUGGAAUGUGAUCCGCCGCAGAUGCCACAGAUGCCGCCACCGCCGCCGAACGGCCAUGGGGGAAGGAUGCGGGUGCCGGCGAUCUUGCAGCUGCAGCCGAACAGCUAUGCGCCCAUGUCGGGGCCCUACUACGGCAACAUGUCAUCCUCGUCGGUGGCUGCGGCUGCGGCGGCUGCUGCUGCUGCGGCCUCGCACCUCAUGAUGACCGAUUCGAGUGUGAUCAGCGCCUCGGCGGCGGGCGGCGGUCAGGGCGGUGGCAAUCCCGGAACGAAUCCGGUGCCGCCAUCGGCUGCCGCCUUUCUCUUUCCAUCUCAGCCCGCCGGAACGCUUUAUGGAACGGCGCCCGCCUCGCUGAGCGAGCUGCCGCUGCCAUUGCCGCCACUGCCGCUGCCGCUGCCACUGCCCAUGUCAAUGCCCCUGCAACUGCCGCCCUCGUCGUCGUCGUCAUCCUCAUCGGCAUCCGGUGGAGGAGGAGGAGGAGGAUCUGGAGGAGUCGGCGUCGUUGGACAAAGACGGCACAUCAGCGGACCCGCCUCCCAGGUGGGCAUCUCUCAAAAUGCCGGCGGUGGCAGCAACUCGGCCACCGGUGCCAGCAGCAGCGAUGCCUCCUCGUCGUCGCCCAUGGUGGGCGUUUGUGUUCAACAGAAUCCUGUAGUUAUACAUUAG
Drosophila subpulchrella is the source of this 4447-nucleotide messenger RNA. It is a transcript of the gene mnb, whose product is annotated as serine/threonine-protein kinase minibrain. Gene Ontology annotation, molecular function: protein serine/threonine kinase activity; transcription coactivator activity; protein serine/threonine/tyrosine kinase activity. Gene Ontology annotation, cellular component: nucleus. NCBI's taxonomy places the organism in Eukaryota, Metazoa, Arthropoda, Insecta, Diptera, Drosophilidae. Gene Ontology annotation, biological process: peptidyl-serine phosphorylation; positive regulation of DNA-templated transcription; protein autophosphorylation. The transcript is spliced from 9 exons. The record is from RefSeq and is a predicted model, not a curated record. Bases 1715 to 4447 code for a protein of 910 amino acids.